Messenger RNA from Haliaeetus leucocephalus (bald eagle), 1194 nucleotides. RefSeq names its product alanine-glyoxylate aminotransferase (gene AGXT). Gene Ontology annotation, cellular component: peroxisome. Bases 1 to 1194 code for a protein of 397 amino acids. The transcript has 11 exons. The record is from RefSeq and is a predicted model, not a curated record. NCBI's taxonomy places the organism in Eukaryota, Metazoa, Chordata, Aves, Accipitriformes, Accipitridae. Gene Ontology annotation, molecular function: L-alanine:glyoxylate transaminase activity; L-serine:pyruvate transaminase activity.
AUGGCAAGGCGCACCAUGGCCACCAGCCCGCUCUGCGUCCCCCCGCCCCAGGGGCUGCUCCGGCCCCUGGCUGUGCCAGAGAGGCUGCUACUUGGGCCAGGGCCCAGCAACGUGCCCCCCCGCAUCCUGGCUGCAGGCAGCCAGCAGCUCCUGGGCCACAUGCACCCUGAGGUGCUGCAGGUGAUGGACGAGAUCAAGGCGGGCAUCCAGUACGCCUUCCAGACGCAGAACCGGCUGACCCUGGCCAUCAGCGGCACCGGCCACUGUGCCAUGGAAGCUGCCCUCCUCAACCUCCUGGAGCAUGGUGACACCGCGCUGGUGGCCGUCAAUGGCAUCUGGGGACAACGUGCUGCUGACAUCACCAGGAGGUUGGGAGCCAAUGUCCAUGAGCUGCUGAAGCCCCCAGGCGAGUACUUCACUCUGUGGGACAUCGAGGAGGGCCUGGCAUGGUACAAGCCCUCAGUGUUCUUCAUCACCCACGGGGAGUCCUCCACAGGGGUGCUACAGCCACUGGAGGGGCUGGGCGAGUUGUGUCACCGGCAUGGCUGCCUGCUGCUCGUGGACGCGGUGGCAUCCCUUGGGGGAGCCCCCAUCUUCAUGGACCAGCAGGAGAUCGACGUCCUAUACUCGGGGUCUCAGAAAGUCCUCAACACCCCUCCCGGCAGUGCCCCCAUCUCGUUCAGCGAGGGAGCCAGGGAGAAGAUGCUGAGGAGGAAGACGAAGCCCCUGUCCUUCUAUCUGGACAUGGGCUGGCUGGGAAACUACUGGGGCUGUGAUGGGGAGCCGCGAAGGUACCACCACACAGCACCAAUCAACAGCUUCUUCAGCCUGCGGGAAGGCUUGGCCAUGCUGGCGGAGCUGGGUCUGGAGAGCUCUUGGGAGCGCCACCGGGCUAACUGUGCCAAGCUGUGCCAGGGGCUGCGUGACCUGGGGCUUGAGCUCUUUGUGAAGGAGGAGAAGGUGAGACUUCCCACCGUCACCACCGUCAGGGUGCCUGAGGGAUACAACUGGAAGGACAUUGUAGCCUUUCUCAUGGACAACCACGCCAUUGAGAUCGCUGGGGGCCUGGGUCCCUCGGUGGGCCAGGUCCUGCGAAUCGGCCUCAUGGGCUGCAACUCGACCAGCAGCAAUGUGGACCGUGUGCUGAGUGCCCUGCGAGACGCCCUCCGGUGCUGCCAACGCAGCAGGCUCUGA